Messenger RNA from Nanorana parkeri, 1033 nucleotides. It is a transcript of the gene STX3, whose product is annotated as syntaxin 3. The record is from RefSeq and is a predicted model, not a curated record. Bases 154 to 1020 code for a protein of 288 amino acids. Gene Ontology annotation, molecular function: SNAP receptor activity; SNARE binding. The transcript has 10 exons. Gene Ontology annotation, biological process: exocytic insertion of neurotransmitter receptor to postsynaptic membrane; intracellular protein transport; synaptic vesicle fusion to presynaptic active zone membrane. Gene Ontology annotation, cellular component: presynaptic active zone membrane; endomembrane system; plasma membrane. Lineage: Eukaryota; Metazoa; Chordata; Amphibia; Anura; Dicroglossidae.
GUCUUCCCACCAUGUCCGCUGUGACAGCAGCACGGGGACAAUGAUGCUUGUAUGGACCCAGAGCUGAGCCCGACCGAGGACACAGACCGACCGAGGACAGACAGACGGAUCCAGAGACAGACCGACACAGCCCGAUCACUGGAGGAUUGAGCCAUGAAGGACCGACUGGAGCAGCUGCGAGCGACCCAAGACACAGAUGACCCAGAAGAUGUUGACAUUUCCAUUGAUAAUGCGGCCUUUAUGGAUGACUUCUUUAUCCAGAUCGAGGAGAUUCGGCAGAACAUUGACAAGAUCUCAGAAAGCGUAAACGAGACCAAGAGACUGCACAGUGUCAUCCUAUCGGCUCCUCUUCCUGAGCAGAAAACAAAGGAUGAACUGGAAAACUUAACCCUGGAGAUCAAGAAAGCGGCAAAUAACAUCCGGUCACGUUUAAAGGCAAUGGAGCAGUCUAUAGAACAAGAUCAAGGUCAGUCUUCAGCAGACCUUCGAAUACGGAAGUCCCAGCACUCUGUCCUGUCGAGGAAGUUUGUGGACGUAAUGACAAAGUACAAUGAAGCUCAGGUGGACUUCAGAGAGCGGAGUAAAGGGCGGAUCCAGAGGCAGUUGGAGAUCACUGGCAAAAACACAACAGAUGCUGAAUUAGAGGAAAUGCUGGAAAGCGGAAACCCCAACAUCUUCACUUCUGGGAUCAUUGACUCACAGAUUUCACGUCAAGCCCUGAGUGAAAUUGAGUCUCGUCACCGGGAUAUCGUACGGCUAGAGAGCAGCCUGAAGGAGCUCCAUGACAUGUUCAUGGAUAUAGCCAUGUUGGUUGAGAACCAGGGGGAGGUGACUGAUAAUAUAGAGAUCAAUGUCAUGAAGUCAGUGGAACACGUAGAAAAAGCUCGAGAAGAGACAACCAAAGCUGUGAAAUACCAGAGCAAAGCACGUAAGAAAAUGAUCAUAAUUAUUGUGGUGGUAAUUAUCCUGCUAGCGAUCGUGGCUCUGAUUAUUGGCUUAUCUGUUGGACUAAAAAAAUGAGACCAUCAUCUGG